Molecule: messenger RNA, 4536 nt
Organism: Microplitis demolitor
Lineage: Eukaryota; Metazoa; Arthropoda; Insecta; Hymenoptera; Braconidae
Product: structural maintenance of chromosomes protein 4
Exons: 2
Coding region: 145-4329 (1394 amino acids)
Biological process (GO): mitotic chromosome condensation
Cellular component (GO): chromosome
Molecular function (GO): ATP binding; protein binding; ATP hydrolysis activity
Source: RefSeq, a predicted model, not a curated record
UUUUACAGUUUUUUUGUCGCUCACGCAUAGAAAUUCGUAAACAAUUUUAAAUUAAUUAUUUAGUAAUUUUAAUAGUGUCGCUGAGUAUUGUGAUAUUUUGUUUUUAGAGCAUUUAAGUGAAAAAUUUAUGAAAAAAUAAAAAAAAUGUCCAAGAGAAAUCGAGAAGAUCUGGGUGAUGACUCCGAGAACGACGAUGAUGAUCAAGAUUCUGAUGAAGAAAGAGGAAUUCGCAUAGACGAUGACAUUUACAUUCCGCCACCUCCUCAUCGUUUCAGCCAGAACAGUGGCAAUGAGCCGCGGAUUAUCAUCACCAAAAUCAAGAACAUUAACUUCAAGAGUUACGCAGGUGAAGUAAUACUAGGUCCGUUUGAUACAAAUUUUUCAUCAAUCGUAGGGCCAAAUGGCAGCGGAAAGAGCAACGUCAUUGAUGCGAUGCUUUUUGUCUUUGGGUACCGAGCGACUAAGAUCCGGUCCAAGAGCGUCGGUGUUCUGGUCCAUAACUCGCCUGAACAUCCACAUAUUGAGAACUGCAUGGUAUCUAUUUAUUUUUCCAAGAUCAUAGACCGGCCCGAUGGCUACGAGAUUGUACCCAACACCGAAUUCGUUAUUUCAAGAAGAGGUUUUGUAGAUAAUUCGUCAUAUUACGAGUUGGAUGGACGUAAAGUGCAAUUUAAAGUGAUUGAACGUGUACUGCGGAACGAGGGAAUAGAUUUGGACCACAGCAGGUUCUUAAUUCUGCAAGGAGAAGUUGAGCAGAUAGCAUUGAUGAAGCCAAAGGCUGCUAACGAGAACGACACGGGGAUGCUGGAGUUUCUGGAUAGCAUUAUCGGGACAGAUAGAUUUAAAAUUCCUCUGGAGAAGCUGGCAGACAAGCUAGAAGAUUUAUCGGAACGAUUCACUGAGCGUGAGCGGCGCAUGCGAUUAGUUGAAGAGGAAAGAAAUUCUCUGCGUACUCCAAUGCAGGAAGCUGUUAAUUAUCUGGAGCGGGAAAACGUUAUUAUCAAGUUAAAGAAUAAAUUUUAUCAAUGUAAGAGCUAUGAAAUUAAAAUUGCGAUGCGAGAGAGCGAAGAAAGCAACCGCGAGAUUGAAGCUGAGUACGAUCAAUUGAAGGGAGACAUGGGGGAAGUUAAAGGAAAAUUGAAUGAGUUGACUCAGGAGUUUAAGGAAAAGAGUAAAAAGUGGCUGAAUGUGGAGCAGAAAAAAGAAUCUGCAGAUGCGCGGUAUCAGGAGCUGAGCAAACGCGACGAGACUUUGCAUGUGCAACUGGUGGAGCAGAAUAAGCGGAGGAAGGACAACAAAGUCGCAAUCGAGAAAGAACAAGCCAAGUUGGAAGAACUGGAACGCGUGCCUGAGAAGAAUGCGAAAGACAUUGAAGAGUGCGAGGAAUUGAUUAAGAAACAAGAGGUCAUUCGUGAACGCGAGGAUCGCGAGUACAAGGAGAUGAUGGAGAAGAUCCACAAGAAGACCGAGCCGCUGAUUAAAGAGCGCGAGGGAUUCGAGAGCCAGUUGAUUGGUUUCACUGCUGAUCUCAACAAAGCGCGCGCCGCUUUUGGUCUUGCAGAGACUGAGUUGGAGAUUUAUUUGUCGACGGAGAAAAAGGAGCGUGAAACACUCGAUAAGAUAACGGAGGAAUUGCGUACAGUCUCGGAGAAAAUCCAGCAGCUAAAACAACAGCUCCAAGCUUUUGAAAAGAAGAUCCCGGCGACGGAGAAAUCUCUCAAGCAAGCGCAAGAUGAACUGGAGGCUGUGAAAGCCCGAGAGGUUGAGUUUAACGGCAAGUUAAGAGAGCUAAGGGCACUGCACAACGAACAGAGCUCGGCUAUGAGCAGCAACAAGUCGCGUACUAAACUGAUGGGAGCGUUGAUGGAGGAAAAGAAUUCUGGGAGAAUACCUGGGAUACUUGGCCGACUUGGUGACCUGGGUGCCAUUGACGCAAAGUAUGAUGUCGCGAUAUCCACAGCAUGCGGUCCACUCGAUAACAUCAUCGUGGACACGGUCGCUACCGCAGAAACUUGCAUUCAGUUUUUGCGCGACAAUAAUAUUGGACGGGCGACUUUCAUUCCAUUGGAGAAGCAGCAGCGCUGGGUGCCACACUGCAAUCAGAAGAUAAAUACACCUGAAAAUGUGUCCCGGCUAUUUGAUUUGAUCCGCGUUACUGAUGAUCGAGUGCGUCCGGCAUUUUACUACGCAUUGAGAGACACUCUGGUGGCAGACGAUCUGGACCAGGCAACUAGAAUCGCUUAUGGACAGAAACGGUACCGCGUGGUGACAUUAAAAGGCGAAUUAAUAGAACUCACUGGUACUAUGAGUGGUGGAGGCAGUCGCCCGUUGUCUGGGCGCAUGGGCCAACGCGUGCGCACUUCCGAGGUCACGGCCGCGGAUCUUGAACGAGUUACCAAGAAACUGGAUGAUGUCUAUAAUGAGUGCAAUAGACUGAGAGCACAACAGGCUCCGCUGGAGGAUCAGAUCAGAACGCUGUCUGCCGGUCUUCAGGAAAUGAUCAGCAAUAGAGACACAUUUGGCAAUCAAGUAAAGGCGCUGGAGGGAAGAGAGCCGCUGCUGAAGAAACAGCUCAAGUUGCAGGAGAAGAAAGUCCAGGAGUCAAUCGUUGAUCCUAAACGAGUUGAUGAGCUAACUCAGGUACGCGAUGAUCGCCGCGACGAGUUUGAUAAUUUACAAGAACGCUCGCAGAAAAUUCAGGAUAAAAUAGAUAAAAUAAACGAUAAAAUAAAUGAUAUUGGUAGCGAUAAGAUAAAGGCCAAACAGAAGAGUAUAAAUGAGAUUGUGAAGGGAAUCGACAAGGCAAAGAGUGAAAUCACUCGGCUGAAAGUUGCUACCAAGGCGGCUGAAAACAACGCCGUGAAAACGCGUCGCAAAAUUGAAACUCUUGAAGCCGAGAUAAAAGAAUGCAUUAAAAAUAUAACUGAUGGGCAGCAGGAGAGAGUUGACUUGGAGCAAGAGGCCAAGCAAUUGAAGGAAGAGCAGACUGCUUGCGAGGAAGCCCUCGCUGAACGUGAUCAAGUCCUAGGCGAGCUUACCAACGAGAUAAAGCAGCUACAAGCUAAAGAGACUAAGAUGAAGUCUGCUAAAAUAGAUCUUGAUCAAAAGCUCGCUACCAGCAGAAAACAGUUGGCUGAGUUUACGGCAAAGGUUAAGGAUUGCGAGUCAAAGUUACAUGGGCUCAAGUUGAACAAGAUUCCGGAGCAGGAGCAAGAGGAUUUGGUCGAGCUGACUGAUGAUGAGCUCGCCAGCUUAGAUGCCAAGACAGUAGCUGCCAAUUUAGCUGCUGCCAAAGAGCGAUUGCCUGCCGAGAUGCCCAACAUGCAGGUGAUCCAGGAUUUCUUCAAAAUAGACCAAAACUUUCUCAAACGUUCAAAAGAAGUCGAAGAGAUUGCAGAGCUGAAAAAUUCAAUGCGCGAGCAUUACAACAGAAUAAAGCGGACGAGGCUCGAAGAAUUCGGAGCUGGUUUCGAUGAACUGAAUACCAAACUCAAGGAAAUGUAUCAGAUGAUAACUCUUGGAGGUGCUGCUGAGCUGGAGUACGCGGAUUCACUGGAUCCCUACAACGACGGUAUUGUUUUUAGCGUACGUCCGCCGAAGAAGUCUUGGAAGAACAUCAGCAACUUGAGUGGAGGCGAAAAGACUCUCAGCUCCUUGGCGUUGGUGUUUGCGCUGCAUCAUUACAAGCCUAGUCCUCUCUACUUCAUGGACGAGAUUGAUGCGGCGCUGGAUUUUAAGAACGUCUCUAUAAUUGCGAACUACAUAAAAGACAGAACGAAAAAUGCUCAAUUUAUUGUCAUCAGUUUAAGGUCGGAGAUGUUUGAGCUCUCAAACACACUCGUGGGCAUCUACAAGACCUUCAAUUCCACCAAAACAGUGACAGUUACCAGGAAACAGUUAUAUUUAGCUCACCCAGACAUCGAGAAAAUGGAACGAGAACGCAACGAACGGCAUCAGGGAAGUCAGAACAGAAAUCUAGCAGCUUCUCAGCCGGUUAAUCAUGUCAAUGCUCAUGUUAACAUGCCGCUCACUUGUCCUGCGAGGUUGCCCACCAAUGAGGAUAAUCAGAAGCGCCGAGCCAGUGAACCAGGUGCUCCGCCCGAACAAGGCCCAGGUGCUGAAGCCACCGGUGAAAUUCUUGCGGGUCAGGUCAAUGGAAAUUCAAGUGACAUCUCCGAGAAUUUAGAACUAGAUUACGAGUUGGGACUUAAAGUAAGACCUGAAGAGGUCGAUGACAGCUUGGGGUUGGAGGAAAGUCUAACUUCUAACAAUUCGUCUCGAGGGUCGUCGCCACCAUCUAAAAAAUAUUGUUUAGAUAAAAGUGCAUGAUUGUCCGUCUUAUAAUUAAUUUAAUAUUUUUACAAAUUAUAUUUAUAAUUGUAUAGCGGCAUAUUUUAAUGAAUAUGUAUAAAUAAAUUUUAAUAAAAAAAAAUUAUAAAUAUAUAUAUAUAUAAAUAAGAAUGAAUAUAAAUAUGUAUACAUAUAACACUAAUGAAGUUCUAUUGAUGAUGUUAAACUUUGAUCUCUUAAUUAUAA